CAGAAGUGACAACGUGUAUGUGAAUAUUGUGAACGUUGUGAAGUGAUAUGAAGUAUGAUGACACGUAUUUGGUGAUAGGUUAUCUAAGAAAUAAAAACAAAAAUGCAAAAUACUGUAGAGUAUCGUUUAGAUGCUUUACAUCAAAUAUCUCAAAGAAAGUUAGGAGAAAUUUUAAAAAAAAUUCCAGGAAAAAAGGAAUUAAUAAUUGACCCUGUGCUUAUGAAACCAUUGGAAUGCAUAACCGGAGUUCAGUUUUUAAGGUCACAUGGUGUCGAUAAAAUAUUCAAAUUUGAGAAGAGUGGGGUUAGUUGCGUGAACUCACAGUUGGUUUACAUGAUUUAUUCUGAUCUCAUCACAGCUAAAUAUGUAUGCAAUCAGAUAAAUGCCAGUAUACAUCAAAAUCAUCAGAAUAGUUAUAACCUUAUUUUAGUUCCAAGUGACCUCGUGGCUAUUCAGCAAUUAUUGGAAGAAGAAGGAGUACAUGGCAUACUUACAGUUCAUAUCUUCCCAUGGGAAUUAAUAAGAUUAGAUGGUGGUGUCAUGUCAUAUGAACUCCCAGGUUUAUUUAAGAUGUUGUUUGUAGAUGGAGAUCGAUCUAUGCUUCCAGCUGUUGCACGUUCCUUGUGGUCAUUACAGUUGCUGCUUGGAAGGAUACCUUUAACUCUAACACAAGGAAGAUUUUCUUUGCAAGUUCGAACAAUGGUUGAUACUUUGUGCAAUGAAUUGGGGACUUCAGACAAAGCAGAUUCAGAUAUAAGUUGCAUGUUAGUAGUUGACCGUGAUGUGGAUUAUGCUUCUGUUUUACUGACACCUGUUACAUAUGUUGGUCUUCUGGAUGAGGUGUUUGGCAUCAGUAGUGGUACUAUAGAACUAGACAGCAGAGUGACUGGCAAUCAAGAUGGUGCAAGAGAGAAAAUAAAUUACCAACUUAGCAGCACUGAUGCCAUAUAUAAUGAAAUCAAGAAUAGACAUUUCUCCGAUGUGUUUCCAUUUCUUAGCAGUAAGACCAAAGAAAUGCAGUCAGAAUAUAAUCGUAGCUGCAAUGUGGCAUUGCAAGAAAUGAAGCAUUAUGUGGCGACUGAGCUACGGAAAGUUACCGCUUUGAAAAGGUCAUUAGCAUAUCAUAUUGGUGCAUGUGAGGUGAUCAUAGGUGAAAUGGGACAUCGGUAUGAAUCUCUCCACCAAGUAGAAAAGAACAUGCUGGAAGGUAGGAAUAAACGAGAGAACUUCAGUUAUGUUGAAGAAUGUCUUGCGACAUCUGGAAAGUUGACAUCAUUGCGUCUACUGUGCCUCUUGGCCCUGACACAGGAUGGGCUUUCUGUGGAUGAGGCAACAUUGCUUAAAACUCAGUUCCUGCAUUGCUGCGGCUAUGAACACUUGGUUACAUUUCAUAACUUGGAAAAGUUAGGUCUGCUUACUCCACAAGGUAUGGGAACAAACCCAGGCAACACAUCUUCUGGAGCAAGUGAUGCUGCUGGCAAGUUGGCAGGUCGUGUGGCACAAGUCGUCUCACAGCUUCCGAAACGUACUGGUGCAUUCCAAGCAUUUGCUUACAAACUCAAAUUGUUUCCAGAAGCAUCAGAAGAAUAUGACCUGAAGCAGCCAAAGGAUCCAGGUUAUGUAUUUGGAGGAUUGUAUGUGCCUGUUGUUUGUCGACUGGUUAGCCUUCUUAUCAAGAAGGAAUUAUCACCAGAGGAAAUUGUGAAACUUGGCCCAAGCAUUGGUACGACCAGCUGGGCCAAAAAACCUGGAGACUGGGACAUGAAUCGUAAGUCAUUUCUAGUGUACUUUGUGGGUGGAGUUACUUAUGCUGAGAUUGCAGCUUUUCAGUUGCUUGAAAAAUUAACAGGUGCACGGAUUCUUGUUGCUGGUACAUCUAUAAUUAAUGGCAAUAGUUUAAUUCAAAGUGUGGUGUAAUAAUCAUCUCCCUCCACCAAUAAACCUUUCACUGCUAACUUCAAAGACUAUUGAACAGUCUUCAGUACUGAAGGGAUUUUGUUUUGCAGGUUACUGUUAUGUAUGGAAAACUGUAAUGUUUAUUCCUUGCCAGAUUUUAUUAUGAGGAUGGGAUGGGUUUGACAUAUAGCAUCCAAGGAACCAAAGAAAAAUACAUAAAAAGCUACAACAAAAACACUCUGUGGUUUUAGUCCGCAAGUGAACUAUACUGACCAAGUUACAAUAAGAACAUCUGAAAGGAAGAGACCGCUUCAAAGACCAGGAGAUAAAUGGGAAGAUAUUAAAAUGUGUCUUGAAGAAUUAUGAUGGGUAAUGUGGAUUGAAUUCAUUUGGUUCAGAAAAGGGACCAGUACUGGAUUCUUGUGAACACUAUAAUGAACCAUUGGGUUCAGUGGAAGGCAGGAAAUUUCAUGACUAGCUGAGCAACAGUUAGCUUUUGUAGAACUCUGGUCCAUAGAACUAGUUAUUAGUUAAAAUUUAAAUACAUGUAAUUAGUGCUGUAUUAUGUAAAAGAAACAAGGCACUGGAAAUCUCUCAUGCAUUUAAUACAGCCAACACCAGUGUGUUGCCCCUCCCAAGACAGUAAAGUAAUGGCCAGGAUUCUAAGAAGCGAUUUUGCAUUGUAACAGCUGUGAUGGGUUAAUAAAUUUCCAAUAGCAAACGAACACAUACAAAUGAUAAAAAUCACUUGAAUCAUAAUACGAUCAUGGGAACUUCUCAAAAGAGAUACAGGAAAUCAUUUUUCACAUUUAUACUUUUGAAACAAUUUAUGGUCACUUUGGUAAAAAGAACAUCGAAGUUAGAUCAUAUAUGCUUAGGUAUUGAUAUUCUUAAUUUUAUGUGAUUCCCAGAAAAAUGCCAGUCUUCUUCUAGCCGUUUAUGUUUUAUACCGGUUGAUGGGCAGGAUGUCUCCAACCUUUCUUCCCACAGUUUUUCCUUUUCAGUUUGUUGCCAGUUCUUUCCUCUCUUGAUGCCUUCAAGCACCUGGCUAAACCAUCUUGUGCUGGGUCAUCCCAUAGCUCUCUUUACUUUAAAUUUUAAUUCUAAUGCCUGUCUCAGUAUCCUUGUUCUACCCAUUUUAUCUACAUGACAAAACCAUUGUGUCUUCUAAUUCUAGAAAUAAAUUUUGAAUUCUAUAGACUAUUAAGUGAAUACUGGCCUGCAUUGUUAACCUCUAGACCACUGGAUUUUUCAAUUGACCUAAUCC
Molecule: messenger RNA, 3163 nt
Organism: Cryptotermes secundus
Lineage: Eukaryota; Metazoa; Arthropoda; Insecta; Blattodea; Kalotermitidae
Gene: Vps33B
Product: vacuolar protein sorting-associated protein 33B
Exons: 2
Coding region: 103-1917 (604 amino acids)
Biological process (GO): intracellular protein transport; vesicle-mediated transport
Cellular component (GO): lysosome; CORVET complex
Source: RefSeq, a predicted model, not a curated record